This is a messenger RNA of Astyanax mexicanus (Mexican tetra), 4746 nucleotides long. RefSeq names its product protein serine kinase H1 (gene pskh1). The record is from RefSeq and is a predicted model, not a curated record. Gene Ontology annotation, molecular function: protein kinase activity; ATP binding. The transcript is spliced from 3 exons. Lineage: Eukaryota; Metazoa; Chordata; Actinopteri; Characiformes; Acestrorhamphidae. Gene Ontology annotation, biological process: protein phosphorylation. The coding region runs from base 627 to 1907 and encodes 426 amino acids.
AUUUUCUGCUGUUGACUGAUGCUGGCUUCACUGGAGUUGUUGCGGGGGUCGAAACAAGCGGAGGUCUUCCCAAAAAAAACCCCUCCACACAGGGAAAAAGGUGGUCCCAUUCCGAAAACACCGUUUCGAGCGGCCGAGUCCUGUAACGCUAGCAAGCUUAGCUAACUUUAACUGUGUUCUUCUUUUAUUUCUCGCUCGAUAAAACCCACCAGACUGGAGUGUCGGCGUGUUUGAGGAGCAGCAUGUCGGUAGUUUUACCUCACAGAACGCGGAGAGCAGUGGAGAGAGAGUUUUUACUGGAGUAAAGUCUGAGAAAAGCUGCAGUGAAAAAAUGGAGAGAACAGCUGAGAGUGGGGUGAGGAGGCUGGAGUUGGCGAGCUGGAGGAUCCUGCCCUGUUACUCCCUCCACAGCGCGUAACGAAACCCGCUAUAAGAUUGAUAGACUGAACAGUAACAAGUUAUCUGAGGCGUGGUUGGUUCUGGCGUUGGUGACCAUCAGUGUUGAGUGCGGCCCUGGAGGCUUCUGUCUUUCUCUUCAACUUGCACGGCCCAGUGCCAUGUACUGAUCGGCUGCUUGCCUGGGCGAUGAGGAUGUGCUGCUGGCGACAAAGGGGUAGGAUUCUGACAUGAUGGGGUGCAGGACGAGCAAGGUCCUCCCAGAACCACCCACAGACGUCCAGCUAGACCUAGUGAAAAAGGUAGAACCUUUUCAGACUGAUGUGUAUAAGAACUUCAGUGUGGGGGGUGUUGGCACAAACCCGGACAAAACGGGCUCGCCUUCCCCUCAGGGCCCAAGCAGAGCUGCUGCAGCAACGUCCACCACCCCCCAGUCUCCACCCAACGGCCAAGCAGAGCCUUCUGACCCCCGGCGUAACAAGGUGGCCAAGUACAGGGCCAAAUUUGACCCUCGGGUGACGGCCAAGUAUGAGAUCAAGGCCCUGAUUGGUCGUGGCAGCUUUAGUCGGGUGGUACGGGUGGAGCACAAGAGCACGCGGCAGCCAUAUGCCAUCAAGAUGAUUGAGACACGGUACCGUGAAGGCCGUGAGGUGUGCGAGUCUGAGCUGUGCGUACUGCGUCGUGUGCGCCACACCAACAUCAUCCAGCUCAUGGAGGUGUUUGAGACGGCUGAGCGUGUCUACAUGGUAAUGGAGCUGGCCACUGGUGGUGAGCUGUUUGACCGCAUCAUCGCCCGUGGCUCCUUUACGGAACGGGAUGCCACACGUGUACUGCAGAUGGUCCUGGAUGGUGUGAAAUAUCUACACACACUGGGUAUCACACAUCGUGACUUAAAGCCUGAGAACCUCCUCUACUACCACCCUGGUGCUGACUCCAAGAUCAUGAUCACAGACUUUGGGCUGGCCAGCACGCGCAAGAAGGGUGACGAGUGUAUGAUGAAGACCACUUGUGGCACGCCUGAGUACAUCGCCCCAGAGAUACUGGUGCGCAAACCUUAUACCAAUGCUGUGGACAUGUGGGCACUGGGAGUCAUCUCCUACAUUCUACUCAGUGGCACCAUGCCCUUUGAGGAUGACAACCGCAUGCGCCUUUACAGACAGAUACUCAAAGGGAAAUACAGCUUCUCUGGAGAGCCAUGGCCCAGCGUGUCCAAUCUGGCAAAGGACUUUAUCGACCGCGUGCUGAAUGUGGACCCCAGUGAACGCCUGACUGCAGGACAGGCACUUAAACACCCCUGGAUCAUCAGCAUGGCCGCCUCAUCCUCCAUGAAGAACCUGCAGCGCUGUAUAUCUCAGAACCUCCUGAAGAGGGCGUCCUCUCGCUGCCACAGCACCAAGUCUACUCAGUCCAUGCGUUCCAAUCGCUCCAACAAGUCCAGCAGGGCACGCCGCGUCAGAGAGAAAGAGCUGAGGGAACUUAACCGCCGUUACAAACAACAAUACAAUGGCUGAGGGAGGACUUGCACACACCACACACACUCAACAGACCCACUUAGGAACUAAAGAGACCCAUAAACAUGGGACAGAAGUGGAUCUGUGUGCACGUGUGUGUGGGCAAAACUUUAAAGGACUCACACCCUUCUUCAUGACCACCGAGCCAAUUAAAAAAAGAUCUCACACCUUCGGUCCAUCUCCAUUGUUCUUCUUUUCUUUGUGUUCCCGUUUUUUGUGUUUUCCCCACUUAUUUAUUUAUUGUUUGUUUUUUCAUACUAUGUUGAAUUACUGUUUUAUUAAACAUUUUAUCUGAUUGUGUCUGUUGAACAGAGUUCUACACAAUGAAGUUGCUGGAAGGACUACUAAAUACCUGUCGGCUGUUCUUAGACCUUCCUUAUUGUUGCUGUGAAUUAUUUCGUGAAGGCGCCAUCACAGUGGGCUGCUCUUCUGGAAGGGAAGUUUGUUGAUGCUGUCGAUAGAAUAUUUACAACAGUAUGUCUUGCCCAAAUCCAGUUUGCCAAAACCUCACCUUAGAUAUGAAGGUCAAAAUAGUAUUUCCUGUUUUUAAAGAAACCACUUGGAUUCAGUUCAUUGUGUGCAGAGUCUGUUUUUGUAGCAUGAUGUUGAACUAAUUGGAGACCAAAUAUGCAGGAAUUAUCUAGUGAUAAUAAAACAUCCAGUCACUUUACAACUGUUUUCAUAAACCACAGUCACGUGGAUUUUGACAUUGUCUUCUACAGGCAGUCAUAAGACUGCAAGACUGAGCUAUAGUGGACGAGUUUGUAUAAACAGAUUUAUUUCAAAUGCACAUGGUAAUUGAGAGCUGAUACUGAUAUGCAGUGUUUUUCACAGGUUGUUACUGUGAAUAGCUAAGUAAGUAACACAUGACCUGAUCUCCCAAUUCACAAUAACACUGAAAACACAUUUGCAAAAAUUUCAAUGAACAAAAGCUAACCACUGACAAAAACUCAAAAAUAUUUAGUCUUUUUUUCCAUAUUUGCAUAUGAGUAUGUGGAGCAUUUGUUACUCCAUGGGACUUCCUGGUGAGCAUACAGAAAUAGUUUUCAUAUGCUGACUCUUCUAUGAUGGUUAUAUUUGUGCAGGUGUCUCUAAACAAUAGAACAACAUUCUUUUUUUAUUCAGAACUUAAUUAGCCAUCCAGUAUUCCCUCUUCACUGCAUUGGUUUAAUUGCAUUUAAUUUCUUAGAGUAAUGAUGGUGUGCCUUUCCUUUUUUCACUUUAAUUUUGAAUAAAACAAAAAUAGUACAUGAAUAUUGAUGCUUAGAAUGGUGACAAGAAAGUUUCACCAUUCAAGUUUUGCAUGAUGGAGAUUUGUUCAACUUCUACUCUCAUAGGUAUUCACAGUAACAGACAUUGUGCUUAAACCUUUGCGUGUCAGUAAAUACACCCUCAAAUACCAGCUUUAACAUAUGGAUCAAAUUGAAAGCUCAGUCCAGUACAUAUUUACAUCAUUCAUUUAAGGAAUUACCUGCUGAUAUGCAAAUACAAAUCCGAUGGACCGAGAUGAAUUUACAGGAAGUACUCCUGCAUGAACGUCAUUACAUGAAUAAUAAGUAAUUGCCAUUGUUAGUGCCUUUAGUAAUUCCUGUCAAGUAUGACCAAAUGAGCCAUAAACUCAAGUUUGCUCUGGACAUUGCUCACAUAACUGCUGCCUAACCUGAGUGUUGUAGAAGUGUACAGUAAAGGUCUGUACUUGAUCGUAAGUGUAUUUGUUAUAGAGAGUCUUUGUUUUGACUGGUUUCUUUUUUGAAGAAAAUAAACAUAGCAGCUGUUUGGGUUCCUUAACCUGAGUUAGCUUGAAGUUACCUUGUAGGAGAGGUGCACCCAUCCAAAGUUACAUUUGUUAGCAAAAUCAAAUGCUAUAUUAUCCUGUGAAUUUUCUUUGAGUUGUACUUGUUUGUUUUUUAUUUGUUUUUUAAAGUCCUUGUCCCUCUAGAAAUGACUAAAUUCAAAUUAUAGCACAUUAGUAGUGAAAACCCUGAAGGAUUACAGGAUGUCAUGUCCUUGCAUGUUUUACACAUUCAUGUCAUGUCAUUAGCUGAAGGUUUUAAUUUUGAUUAUGGAUCACAAUCAGGUACUUUCUGAUUCAAUCAUUCUCUGUUUAUUGGGAAGACCACUGUUUUAUGUUUUUUCCAUCUCUACUAAACUGGUUAGUCAUUACAUAGAUGGAAAUUUGUUCCAAGUGUAUGCUAAUAGUUUGAAAUUAUAGCUGAUUUGCUUAAAAAAGAAAUCUCUGCCAGAUGUCAUUAGAGGAUAUUUACUGCAAAACAGAAACCGUAAUCACUAUAUACACAGUUAAGUCACAAAUUAUGACUGCCUCAUUUUUACUACACAUGCUAUCUGUCUUAUCAGCUUCACUAAUCAAAUAGGAGCACUUCUACAGUUCUAUAAUAAUAGUGACUACUGUGUAUGUGUUUUGACAUAAAUGCACAAUGUCACUGUCGACCAGAAACCUUCAAAAACUUUAAUUUUUACUGACUUUAUUUCAAUCUGACAUUUGUUCUUUACAAUGACUAAUAGAUAUAUUGGAAUUAAACCUAUUGGGGAAAAAAUAUCUUUUUACAUUUUAAAAAUUGGACAUUUUUCUGUAAAGUUGCCACUUUGAAGAUUCAAGGUUUUUAUCAGAAGACAACGACAUGAAAUGUGUAUCUAUAUGCAAAUUAAAAAGUCCAUGUCCAUUUGAAGUCAAUCCAACACUGUCUCUUGAAGGAAAAUGUAUGUGUCAUGUUUGUGUUUGUUUAAAUGAUGGAUAAUGAUUUUAACUUUUUUUUUUCUCAAAAAAUAGUGAAUCUGCUCCUUUUUUUAUCAAAUGUCUCAAUUAAAGAAUUUAAACUUA